Messenger RNA from Pyrus x bretschneideri (Chinese white pear), 1359 nucleotides. RefSeq names its product trihelix transcription factor GT-3b-like. The record is from RefSeq and is a predicted model, not a curated record. The transcript has 2 exons. Bases 287 to 1177 code for a protein of 296 amino acids. NCBI's taxonomy places the organism in Eukaryota, Viridiplantae, Streptophyta, Magnoliopsida, Rosales, Rosaceae.
UCCUUUUUCUUUGUUUUAAUUCGUUCUUUUUUCUGAAUUCUAUCAAAUCUGAACGAAAAAUAAUUAAACUGCGCUUUCUUGAAGCGAUUAAAAAAAAAAAAAAAAGAUGAUCAAAAUCUCUCUCUUUCCUUUUCGUCCUUAUGGAUUCACACCUUCCAUUCACACCAACCUUCAUAUAAUCAAAGCUUUAUCCUUCUCUUUCUUUCUUUGAGUCCCAUCGGCUUUUCCGAACCACAAAAGCUUCAUCUUCACGAUAGCGCUUUUGUUUAAGAUUACGUUUGUUGUCAUGGAACAUCAUCCUCAUCAUUUCCAACAUCACCACCAGCAGCAACAUCAUCCCCAGCAGCUUCAGCUUCAGCUUCAACAACAACAGCAGCAGCAGCUUCAACAGCAGCAUCCUAGUACUGCAACUGUACAGGUGGACGCGAGUGAUAGGUUUCCUCAAUGGAGCGUUCAGGAGACGAAGGACUUGCUUCUGAUCAGAGCCGAGCUCGAUCAGACUUUUAUGGAGACAAAGAGAAACAAGCUUCUGUGGGAAGUGAUUUCUACGAAGAUGAAGGAAAAGGGUCACCAUCGCAGCGCAGAACAGUGCAAGUGCAAGUGGAAAAACCUCGUUACUCGUUACAAGGGUUGUGAGACAAUGGAGCCGGAAGCUAUGAGGCAGCAAUUCCCGUUUUACAAUGAGCUACAAGCGAUUUUCGCUGCACGGAUCCAGAGAAUGCUGUGGGCAGAAGAAAGCGGAGCUGCAAGCGGGUCGAAGAAGAAAACUCUUUCUUCAGACGAUGAGGAAGAUAACGAGGAUAGCGAGGCAGAGAAUAAGGGAAGCACGGCGAGGAACAAAAAGAAAAAGGUGAAGAUGAGCAAUAUCGGAAGCAGCGGUACUAGUGGGAGUGCAAGUGGAAAUAAUGUGAGGGAGAUAUUGGAGGGGUUCAUGAAGCAACAAAUGCAAAUGGAAAUGCAAUGGAGGGAAGAGUUUCAAGCAAGGGAGAACGAGAGGCGGUUAAAGGAGAUGGAGUGGAGGCAGAGGAUGGAAGCGUUGGAGAACGAGAGGAUAAUGAUGGAGACGAGAUGGAGGGAGAGGGAGGAGCAAAGGAGAUUGAGGGAGGAGGCUAGAGCCGAGAAGAGGGAUGCUCUUAUAACUGCUUUGCUAAACAAGCUUAGAAGAGAGGAUAUGUAGCAAGCAUUAUGAAGACCCGGUUUAGAGGUUUGUUAAUUAAUUCUCAAUUAGCUAGAAACUGGAACUAAUCAUUUUGGACAUGUCCAUUAUGAUGAUACUGAUCCAUCUUCUUCUGUUUUGCCUACUGAGGCUUUUCAUUAAUUUAUUGCUAGCUAGUUAGUGAAAGAAAGGUUCAUUCGUUC